This is a messenger RNA of Strongylus vulgaris, 579 nucleotides long. The record is from the annotation of a GenBank genome assembly. NCBI's taxonomy places the organism in Eukaryota, Metazoa, Nematoda, Chromadorea, Rhabditida, Strongylidae.
GCGUCCACCUCAAGUGUGCCACAGUCUGGAGAAGAUUCGCUCCCUUUCAAUUUUCAAUCCCAACUUGGGCAUAUGAUGUGGGAAGCAGGGUCGAAACAGAUGAAGGAUACAUUUUCAUCAUACGGAAAAAUAGAUAUAUUUAGACCGUACUUCGAUGUUGAACCCAGCCAGGUGCGUAUUCGUCUUCUUCGAUCAUUUGUACCACGUCGACCAUCCAAAAUGUCGUCUUCAAUUGAUCUUUAUGGUCCUUCAAUGGUUGUGCUCACUAUGGUUGCAUUACUUCUGUACAAUAUGAAGAGCAGCGGAUACGUCGUGCAAAAUGGCACAUUGAUGGGUACAUCUUUCUUUGCUUGUACUGGCUCAUGGCUGUUGCUGUCAGGAGUUCUUUACGUUCUUUGCUUUCUUCUCGGCGCUGAAAUUUCGAUGCUUGAAUUGGUCUCAGUCUUUGGUUAUUCGCUAACGUCGCAGUGCGUAGUGUUAUUGCUCACAUCAAUCUAUCACACGACUCAUGAUCAUCUUUUCUUUUUCGUUUUAGUCGGACUUUGCUGUGUGCCCAGCGCAAUUCGAAUGGUUAGAUAA